Molecule: messenger RNA, 1443 nt
Organism: Nerophis lumbriciformis (worm pipefish)
Lineage: Eukaryota; Metazoa; Chordata; Actinopteri; Syngnathiformes; Syngnathidae
Source: RefSeq, a predicted model, not a curated record
AUGGCUGCUUUUAUGUCUCUUUUGCCGGUUAUGGACGAGCCGAAGUUCCGCUUGUGGAAGAAUAAUCCGUCCUCUCUGAGCUUUAGCUUCGUACCCGUUGCCUCCAGGAGGAGCAGCGCAUCGAUGACGGACGAUGUCCUUCGGCCGUACACGGACGGCCACGGGCCUCGCCACUCGCACCGCUACGUCCGGGACUGUCAGCCCCGCGUGCAUGGCAAUCGUACACACGAGAGCUUUCCCGCCAGUAACCAGAGCGAUUCGCCGUUGGCUGAGACUAAACUAGUCGUGCACAAGCUGCCUGGACGUGUUGUGAGUGGUCACUUUACGGUGGUCAGCGAGCCGCUACGGACCCUUUCGGUGCUCGAGCCAGGACACCCGGGAGGCUGCAACUCUUCACGCUUGGCCACGGUACAGGAGACGACAGAGGCCGCCGGCUGCAUAGUCGCCCUAAAUGGCGGCUUUUUCAACACCGUCACAGGACAAUGUCUGGGCAACCUGGUGAGCGACGGAAGGAUGGUGCGAGACAGCGGCGGAGUGCAGAAUGCUCAAUUUGGCAUCAAGAAGGAUGGGACACUGGUGUUCGGGUAUCUGUCUCAGGACGAAGUCUUGGACCAGUCCAACCCCUUUGUUCAGUUGGUGAGCGGAGUUGUGUGGCUGCUUCGAAACGGCGAGGUUUACGUCGAAUCCAGUCUGGAGGCCGAGUGCGACAAGACGCAGGAGACCGGCGCCUUCCGCUAUUUCACCGACGUCUUGUCGGCUAGGACGGUGUUGGGCCACGACGCUGAGGGAAGGGUGAUUUUAUUCCAGGUGGACGGACAGACAGGAGUAACGGGAAUGAGUCUUUGGGAAACGGCCGACUUCCUGAAAAGUCACGGUGUCAUCAACGCCAUUAAUUUGGACGGCGGCGGCUCUUCCACGUUCGUGUCCAAAGGCUCCUUGGCAAACUACCCAUCUGACACAUGCAAAGCAGACAAUAGAUGGCGUUGCGCUCGAGCCGUUUCCACCGUUCUGUGCGUCCAUCCAAGGCGUUGCCAGCUGUCGGACUGCGGUCCUCACGGAGUCUGUGACGACGGUAAGUGUGUUUGCGUGUGCGAUGUCGGAUGGAGAGGAGAGAACUGCAGUCAAGAGUGCCUGCCUGGUUUUUAUGGCGAAAGCUGCAAUCAGACGUGUGCCUGCAUGAAUGGUGGCUCCUGCCAUCACGUGCAUGGAGGUUGCAGCUGUGCUCCAGGAUUCUAUGGAAAAAAUUGUGAAGAUGGACGCUCGCUGACCAAAGAGCAAGAAAAUCAAUACCUAACUGAAGCAACAUGGCUGAUGCUAACCAUCAUCCUGAGCCUUCUGCUGUUGCUCAGCUUGCUAGUUCUAGCGGCGUGGCUAUGCAGGCGCUCGCCGGCGACCGACUUGCGUGCCAGCUACUCCUACCUGCCUUUGAUCACCACGGACUGA